Molecule: messenger RNA, 762 nt
Organism: Frankliniella occidentalis (western flower thrips)
Lineage: Eukaryota; Metazoa; Arthropoda; Insecta; Thysanoptera; Thripidae
Product: keratin, type I cytoskeletal 9-like
Exons: 2
Coding region: 1-762 (253 amino acids)
Source: RefSeq, a predicted model, not a curated record
AUGAGGGGAACGGGUGGGGGUGAAAGCCCUGAAGUUGGAGAUGUGGUGCCGAGUGCCAUCUAUGCCCAGUGCCUCCGAAGUUGUGGUACUGUUACUGCCAUUGGAAAUACGUCUGUCUCAACGUCUUUAAUUACUCAGAGACGCUCAGACCAGAGGGAGAGGGCUCCAUCACAGAGGCCUGCCACCCCCCGCAGUGGUGGCAGUUACCCCACAGCACCAGGGAUUUCCAGCAAUGGUGCAAGAACUCCCAGUGGCUUUAGAGGAGUGAGCACCUCCCAUGUUUUCCAUGAUGGGCCUGUCUCCUUGAAUGGCUUCAAUGGUGCUUCUAGCACUUCUAUCACUUCUAGAAGUGCAGUUAGAAGUACCGCUAAUAGUGGCGCAGGGCCUUCAAGCAGCAGAGGCUUCAGUAGUGGCGCUGGGCCUUCAGGCAGGGGCUUCAGUAGUGGCGCUGGAACUUCAAGCAAUGGUUUCAGUAGUAGCGCUGCAUCUUCCAGCAGUGGCUUCAGUAGUGGCGCUGGUCCUUCAAGUGGUGGUUUCAGUAACUUCAAUGGUGCCUCCACUGGUGGCGCUGGACCCUCCAGUGCGUUCAAUGGUGAAGCUGGGUCAUUCAUUGAUGGCCCUGACUUGUCAAAUGGCAGUUUCCCUCCUGUGACCCAUACUCUCAAGGGCAGUCGAAGUCACUCACUGCUUCGCACACCUGGCUUCAGCCCAGCCAGAAAAAAGUUGAACUACUCUGCCCCACCUGAACCUCCCUCAUGGUAA